AUGGGUGCACCAGCAUGGGGAACGCGAGGCAGUGGCGAUCGCCCUCGGCUGCUUCGCAUGACCCCACUGAGACACAGCUUCGCAGCCCCAUCUACGCCACCUGCACAGGCACCUCGUACUCACGACUACGCGUCUGACGCGGAUACCAAGAAAGAAGAGAGCUGGAAUGCAAAUCUGUCUCAAAGAUGGCGGAAGCUGCGAAGGAGGUGCUCACGGCUGCGACCUGGUUCAGGAACUCGAGAACCUAGUCCUGUACGCUGUUCCCCUUCACCACCUCGCCCUCCUCCGCACUGCUCGCCCGCGCCAGCAGCUAAACUUUCCUUCAGGCAUCGCGGAAAAGUCUAUACUACUGCGUCUCUUCGGGUCACGAGCGGAGCGCCAGACAUACUCCGAGCUCUUGGGAAACUUGGAGGUGGCCUUCGAAGACGCGCGCUUUCAGCCCACGACGUGCUUACACCGCCUCAACAACAACCCUCAACUUUCUACGUGCCCAGUCCGACGGCUGUGAGACAACCUGCUUCACCAUCUCCGACGAGACAAAACUCCACAGUCCGACGACGGUGUAGCUCACCCAACAUAUACCGAACAAAGCCAACAACAAAAGAUCGCACACCCCUUAUCAACCAAGAGGAUGAAAGCAGAGAUGUCGUAGAUUACUCCUACGGCUUGGAACGACGGAAGACGAGCAGAGAUGGUAGAAGUCGACCGUACAGUGAAAAUGUUAACGUCGAUAUACCUAUUUACAAAAAUGGAUACAACAGAUUAGGAAGUGAUUGUGAAAGGCUUUGGGAAGAGCCGUACAGAUUGCCCCGGGUCCAGAUGCGACAAGAUCCAGUCCAGCAAUUGAAAAAUGGUAUUUCAGAGUUACGCGUUAGCGCUACGCCGCGUUCCGCUAAACCACCAGCAGCGCCACCUAUGUCUCCUCAGAAAACGAGUAAACGGCCUCCAGUACCUGAACCGAGAGACACACACUCGUUUGAGGUGCGCUUCACGAAGUCCGCUGGGGGCAAAGGCCUAGGGUUCAGCAUCGUAGGCGGACGCGACUCGCCGCGUGGCGAUAUGGGAAUUUUCGUAAAAACAAUUUUCAACAACGGCCAAGCCGCCGAAUCCGGUUUACUGAGGGAAGGUGACGAAAUAGUAUCAGUGAAUGGUCGAGGAACCGCUGGCCUGACACAUGGGGAAGCAAUAAGACUGUUCAAGGACGUGCGAGCUGGUCCGGUUCUUCUUCGAGUGGCCAGACGAGCUCCAGCACGCUGA
Molecule: messenger RNA, 1257 nt
Organism: Leptosia nina
Lineage: Eukaryota; Metazoa; Arthropoda; Insecta; Lepidoptera; Pieridae
Source: the annotation of a GenBank genome assembly